AUGCCGGACAUAUCGCAGGAUGAGUUCGAGUCAAAGUUGCCCCAUCUGGCGCCGGCGACCGCGGCCGAACUGCGCCAGCGGGCCAACUCGGGCGGGUCGCGGUCCGCCAGCUCCAGCGGCGCCCGUACGCCCAUCAAUCAAUCACGCCCGACCGGAAGCGGUACCGAGCAGCGGACCGUAUUGCGGGAACCUGCCUACGGCUACAAGCGUGAGAUUAGUCACAGAAUCUUCGUCAAUCGAUCGAUGCACCUGGAGAACAUCAAGUUCUACGGCUUCGAUAUGGACUACACGAUCGCGGAGUACAAGUCACCGCAGUACGAACAGCUCGGGUUCGAUCUGGUGAAGGAGCGGCUGGUGAACCUUGGCUAUCCGGCGGAAAUACGCCAGUUCGAGUACGACCCCUCGUUCCCGGUGCGCGGUCUCUGGUUCGACUCGCUGUACGGGAACCUGCUGAAGGUCGACGCGUACGGCAACAUACUCGUGUGCGUCCACGGCUUCGAGUUCCUCAAGCACCACCAGGUGUACGAGCUGUACCCGAACAAGUUCCUGCAGCUGGACGAGAGCCGCGUGUACGUGCUGAACACGCUGUUCAACCUGCCGGAGACGUAUCUGCUCGCGUGUCUGGUGGACUUCUUCACACACUCGCCGCAGUACGCGGAGCAGGUCGAUCGCACUGGCGUGAAGUACGGUGAGCUGUUCAUGUCGUUCAAGUCGAUCUUCCAGGAUGUGCGCGGUGCCGUCGACUGGGUGCAUAUCUACGGCGAUCUGAAGAAGAAAACGCUCGAGAACCUCGACGAGUACGUGAAGAAGGACGAGCGGCUGCCGAUGGUGCUGUCGCGCAUACGCGAGUCGGGUGCGAAGCUCUUCCUGCUGACGAACAGCGACUACACGUUCACCGAUCGCAUCAUGACGUUCCUGUUCGACUUCCCGCACGGUGGCAAACCGGACGAACCGCACCGCGAUUGGAAGACGUACUUCGACACGAUCGUGGUGGACGCCCGCAAACCACUGUUCUUCGGCGAGGGCACCAUACUGCGUCAGGUCGACACCAGCACCGGGGCACUGAAGGUCGGCACCCACAUGGGUCCGCUGCAGGCGAACCAGGUGUACUCCGGCGGUUCGUGCGAUGUGUUCACCAAGCUGAUCGGGGCGAAGGGCAAGGACGUGCUGUACAUCGGCGACCACAUCUUCGGCGACAUUCUGAAGAGCAAAAAGAUCCGGGGCUGGCGCACGUUCCUGAUCGUGCCGGAGCUGGUACAGGAGCUGCACGUCUGGACGGACAAGUGUCAGCUGUUUGCGCAGCUGCAGCAGCUGGACGUGCGGCUCGGCGAUCUGUACAAGAACCUCGAUUCGAGCGCGAAGGAAAAGCCGGACAUUCGGUCGGUGCGCACCGCAAUACGGGACGUGACGCACAAGAUGGAUCUGGCGUACGGUAUGAUGGGUUCGCUGUUCCGUUCCGGCUCCCGGCAGACGUUCUUCGCCGGGCAGGUGGUGCGGUACGCGGACCUGUACGCGGCCACCAUACUCAACCUGAUGUACUACCCGUUCUCGUACAUGUUCCGGGCGCCCGCCAUGCUGCUACCGCACGAGUCGACCGUUGCGCACGAGCAGCGGUUCACGCUCGACACGCCGAUGAUUCAGCGUACCAGACCGCCACGCACCGAGCAGGCGGCACCGGUGGCACCCGCACCGCACGAGCUGGAUGACGAGGAGGAGACCGAGGGUGACGCUCGCGAUCCGCAGGGCGAUGAUUCCAAGGAGCUGGGCCGGCUGCUGCCUGGUACGCCGCAACCUUCUUCGCUACCGUCCGCGACCGGGUCGGAACUGAGCGUGUCGGUACCGCACACACGUCCCGAAACGCCACGCUCCGUCACGCACACGCACGACGAGGACUAUUCGGACGAGGACAGCGAUGAUCAGAAGCGCACCAAAGCGGUCGAUGGCCAUACGCCCGGUGAAGUGUCCACCACGCAAUCAUAA
Molecule: messenger RNA, 1980 nt
Organism: Anopheles marshallii
Lineage: Eukaryota; Metazoa; Arthropoda; Insecta; Diptera; Culicidae
Gene: Nt5b
Product: cytosolic purine 5'-nucleotidase
Exons: 5
Coding region: 1-1980 (659 amino acids)
Molecular function (GO): 5'-nucleotidase activity
Source: RefSeq, a predicted model, not a curated record